This is a messenger RNA of Cuscuta campestris, 1243 nucleotides long. Lineage: Eukaryota; Viridiplantae; Streptophyta; Magnoliopsida; Solanales; Convolvulaceae. The record is from the annotation of a GenBank genome assembly.
GCCACUUACGCAUUUUGCCUUGAAUAGAAGUCUUUUUGCUUUCUUCCAUAACCCUUUUCUUCCGCCGGCGCUGCAUUCUUCAGAGCUUCGUUCAGAGUGAAAUUGGUAAGUGAGAGAAAGUUGCAGUGCACGCCUUAAGAAGAAGGAGACCUUGUGAAGUAGGAGGCUGUUAGAAUUUGCAUUCUAAGGCAUGACUACUGCGGGGAAAUCAGCGGUGGUGGUGGAAGUGAAUAAAAAUCCAAAAGAUGGUGUGCAGCCUGCGGAAUGUGCAUUUUCUGAAGUGUCUUAUGAUGAGUUCAUUUGGAGCGAUCCUUCAAAUAUCUCUAAGUUGGUUGCAUCAGAGGAGGCAGAGUUGGCGAGGAGGAAGUUCAAGCAGAUGGUGGCUGAUAUACCCUCCUUUAGCCUUGGCAUCACGCAGGAUGGUGCCUUGCAAGGAAGUGGUGAUCACCAUGUGGUUGAUGUUGGUAAUUGCAGCAACAGUCCAUUUACCCCUGUGCUUGGAGUUAGUAAUGUGAAUCAGGAACUCGCCAAUGCUUCGAAUGAACCGAGAGGGUGUGGUGAACCUGGAACUAACUUGCAUACGAAAGGUGGGGAAGCAUGUGGCCAAGGGUCUGCCAGUGCUGCCAUAAGAAGACAUGAUACAUCAGUAGUCAACAAAAAUGAAGAGGGCAUGAUGGAUAAUGUUUUGGGAGAGGCAAUGCCUUUCAAAAGUGAGGUGGAAAAGCGAAAUGAACAGCUGAAACCCGCUCGGGUAAUUAAACCAGCAGAAUCUCUACGGUCUCCGUACGUGACAAGAGCAGUGGAUUUGAAUGAUGGUUUGAGUACUGUGGAAAAGAGAUUGGGGAGAUGGAUCUUUAAAAACAGUAGUGCUCCAAGGGAGGAAAUUGUUUUUAAAAAGGGUAAGUUUUGGUUAAGUAUAGAAGAUAUUUGUAGUCUGGACAUAUUGAAACACAUUUCAAAGAAGGUGUUGGAUGCAUGGUGUGUGAUUUUAAAUCUUCGUGAGAAGUACCGGAGCAAUACCUCACCACUACGAUUGUUUGCAAAAACACUUGAUUGUGUCGUGAAUGGUGGUCAUGAAGAUAAUUCGUUGGAAACAACGAGAUUGAUGUUUAAUGAUGCAAUGAAAUCUGCUUGGGAUGAUGCAGAGGAUAGCUUUAAUUGGGGGAAACCAGAAUUGGUAGGAGACAUUGAUGCAAUUUGAAAAACUAGUAACAACUAACUAUAAUUAAGCAUGGUUAAAAAA